Panicum virgatum (switchgrass) is the source of this 3688-nucleotide messenger RNA. RefSeq names its product protein phosphatase 1 regulatory subunit INH3-like. Gene Ontology annotation, molecular function: protein serine/threonine phosphatase inhibitor activity; protein phosphatase 1 binding. NCBI's taxonomy places the organism in Eukaryota, Viridiplantae, Streptophyta, Magnoliopsida, Poales, Poaceae. Bases 1783 to 2286 code for a protein of 167 amino acids. The record is from RefSeq and is a predicted model, not a curated record. The transcript is spliced from 2 exons. Gene Ontology annotation, cellular component: nucleus.
CCGUUGCCCCACCGUGUCGCGGACCACCUCCGCUCGACGAAGACGAACCCACCUCCUAUUCCUCCGCCUCCUCCAUCCGCGCCAUGGCGACGACGCAGAUACCUCCUGAUCCUCGCGAACUGGGGUGGCCAGCGGAGACGGAGCUGUGUGACACGUGGCCGCUCACGGAACUCCUACGCCGCCGGAACCACUCCCUCCCUCCGCCGCCGCGGGAGAGUCACGGACACCGCCUCCAGUUCGCCGGAGACCGAACUGCAUCCAAAUCGGUGGCAGGCGGAGUCCGAUCUGUGGCUGCCAGAGUUCGAUCUGCGUGGAGGCGCGGCCGCUCGACCGACCCCCUCCGCUGCCGCCGGUGAGUCAAAUAUUCGACCUGUGCUGCAGGUGACAUAGAUCUGAAUUCAUUGCUUGUCUGCCACCAUUCAUGCUAUCGUCAUUCAUCCGUUCUGAUACAAUUUGUCUGCCACCAUUUGAGGAUUUGAAUUUUUUUUUUGAGCAUUGAGGAUUUGAAUUGUGAUUGGCCGUUGUCUGGUGAUCCAGCAAUGUGAGGUCGUGCAGAGGCUCUAGGAAUUUUGCCUUACAAUGAGGAUAAUGGAAGAGGAAUUAGCCUUUGUCCCCAGUAUUUCUUUUUAUUAAAUUGGUUCAUGAUGCAUUACAGUAUUUCCCCAUUGCUUCAGCAAAGAAUUGAAGAUAAGUUCUCAUUGCCCCUUGAAUACCUCCCUAGAAUUUUCUGGUAUAAAAACUAUUGUGGUUAUGAGUAGGACCAUUGGCUGGCAUAGACAGAUUACCACAAACACAUAUUGGUAAAUGUAUUGUUCCUACACGGAUGAAAGUCUUAUUUGCUAAAUUUGAAACGUUUGUCAAGAAUUUUACAUCCUACGUGUAUGUUCCCAACGACCACCAAUAGCCUUCUUGACACCUCAGCGCCUGCAGACCUUCAUAGACCAUGUGCUUUUGUACAAAAAAUCUCGUUCUGUAUCUCACUUGAAAGAAUUAUAGUAAUCUAAUUGGCUAAUCUCAUACUUUUUUUUGCAACUGGAAUUUUACAUGCUCCAGUGUGUUCUGAAUUAUGAGGGAGGUAUCACUUCUUCAACACGCCCUUUUAAACUAUGUGUUCUGAAUUAUUGUGAUUCAUAGCAGUUUAGUUUCUUUUACCAUUUGAACUGGAGUCAAUAAUGUUAGGGCAUACAACAAUGAGCACAUGAUCAUUAUAGCUAUUUUAAUUUGUCAUAAUAAGGUUUCAUGGCCAUCUGAAAGUGCUACAUGCCACCUGAAAAUUACUUCCCAGCGAAAUAGGAAGAUCCUGAUCAGCAGUUACAGAUACUAGAUUAGUACUCUAUUCAACUUGGUUUAGUCUUCACCAGGAAGGCAGUAGUUGUGACUGAAGCUUCUAUAUAAUUGAGGCUUGUUAGCUUCUCACUAUACAGAUACUAGCUUUCAAUCGCCACUGUCCUGGAAGAAAAGCUCACUUUGUGAUAUAGUUUAUAGUUGCUUAUCGUUUCUCCACAUAUAUUUUGUGGUCUUUAAUAAUUGUUUCUAUUGAUCAAAUAUGGGAUGUUUACUUAUGUAUUCGAAUGCGGCAGACUUCAUGAUCGAUGUGUUUCAUGUCCGAAGUGAAUGCUUAUGGAAAACUUCUUUCUGCAAACGUAGAAGAUUAUCUUAGCCGCAUCAUAGUUAGGAUAAAAUAGAAUUUAUUAUACGUUUGAAUGCAUAUUUAGUUGACCUUGGCGACAAUGGUGUGCCGAUGGGUUUGAUUUAUCUCAAUACUUUUUGGAACAAUGACAUAUGAUGAAUAUUGUUAUUGCUACCAGAUUUACACCUGUUUACACUGAUUUUUUUCCUGUAGCAACACACAAACAUUCAACUUGUAGAGGAGGAAAAUCCACAAUUCCCAUGGCGACCCGUGCGCCGCCGCCGCCGCAUUCAUCGUCGGCCGGAUCCGUGACCGUGACCGUCGACCCCUCCCCCUCUUCGUCCUCCUCGGCCCCGCCACCGGCGACGGCCGCGCCGGCGCCGGCGGAGGCGGUGGUGCUGCGGCUGAAGCGGCGGGGCAAGAAGAAGGUGUCGUGGAAGGAGGGGACGGUGGACAACGAGGGCCUCGGCCGCAAGAGCUCCAAGAAGUGCUGCAUCUUCCACAAGGAGGUCCCCUUCGAUGAGGACUGCAGCGAUGACGAGGCCCCCGGCGGCGGGCACCGCUGCCCGCGGGGAGAUGCUGGCGAGGGCACCAGUGGCAGCGGCGGUGGCGGAUGCCCGUCCUCCUCCCACGACCACAGCCAUCACCACCACUGAUCUCGCAGGCAGCUUUGAUGAGCCUCUUCGUCAAUACCUGUAGUCAUUGGUUAUCCUGCCAAGGAAACUGAUGCUUCUUUAUGCCGGCUUUUAGUGAAAAGUUACUGUACUUUUAUGCUGAUGCUAAGCUAGUAUUACCUCAUAUCAGAACUUGCGAGAGACAGCCAUUGGGCCAGGCAUUGUUAGGCUGCAACUUCUAUGAUUGAUGUAUUGUUCUGGCGUCCAAAUAUCUAUUUUGACAUGAGUUCCUUUUCUUGUUAUUAUUGUCAUAGUUCAAUUGUCUCAACGGUGCUAAGUCUGUUCUUCUUGGCGAUUCACUGGUCAAUAUAUAAUCCUUGUUGACUUCAUUGUAUUUGUCUCUUAUAUUGUAGCAGUUUGCUGUUUGUUAAUGAUGAACUGAGGUUGCUCCUAUAUGAUGUCUGUCUUAUUGGUUUGGUUAUACCAUAAUUAUUCUGACCCUCAUAGUAGAUAACUAGACAUGUUACCUUAAUCAGGUUAUGAAACUUGUGUUUUGUAUACCUUGGAUAUCACCAUCAUAUAAGAACACUAUUGCGGGAACAUAUUAGUUGCAAAUUAAUUACUAGGUCCACUGUCCAAAUGUCAUCAGAACAACAAUGAACUUCUGGUGAAAUAAGGUUCUUAAGGUAGUUGUAAUUUUAGACUGGAGCCAUGUGGAAGUUUGUAUAUCUGAUUUGUGUAAUUAUUGACAGAAAUGACUGUGAAGGUAAUUAUCAGUUUAGUGAUAUGGCUGCAUUGAAAAUGUUUUGGUUGUGAAUGUAACGAGUACUUGUCUUAGAUCCAAAGAGAUCUGGAUGCUUGAUAUCUGCUCAAGAUACCUUCAGUUAUGAUCAAGCAAGGCAGCAUCACGUAUUCAGGUGAAGCCCAGACAAAUAAAGACAAUUGUAUCAGUUUCAGUUCCUGUCGUGUCGGGUGUGACCCAAGAUCUAAGUUUUUGUUUGUUUUCUAUUGUUACUUGUACAUUGCUGUAAAACUAGUAUUGAUUCAAAGAAUAGAUGCUGAUUAGGUGAUGACUGCUGCAGGGGUGAUGGUGAUUUGAAGGGGACAAGGGACCUAUCUGUCAUGUGUUCCCAUGGGAUGUGGAGGAAAUUUGCCAGAAAAGAAAAAUUGCAGAUUUGCAACCAUUUAUGCUCAUCUAAUGAUUUACCAUUUAAUGAUUGUUUUUUUUGUAGUCCACUUACAUAUUUCAUAUGUGCAAGACAUAAUGGUUUUACCUCUGACACCAUAAGCUCUAACCAAGCUCGUGUCACAGACUCUUGUACCGUAUAGUAUUUUUUUUUCUUUGUGGAUUUUUAGAGCUAGUCCCUUCUGUAGAUUUUAAUAACUAACUAAAAUUACAUGUAGUGAUGUUGAAAAGUUGUAUCGGCUUAAUAUUGUUUUCUUA